AAAUUACCUAUAAGAUUUACGAGAAAGGUUGAUAAGAAAAAUGUAUAUCUAUAGAAGAGAAAAUGUAAAAUUUCGGAUACGUUAGAAUUAAAGAUUUCUGGCAAUAUUCAGCAUUGAUCUCUGGGCGCGCAAGCGCCGACCGACGGAUUUCACCUGUUUUCGUUACUCGCCUUAGUGUUUUCGUUCGAAACCGAGCUCUAACCACGGACGUCUAUUUUCGUUUUCGUUCAGAACAUCGAGGAGCAAUUUUCAGGAAAGAAUUGCCCUUGUGCCCGUGAUAAAACUUUACACGCAUCACUUUAAUUGCAAGUGCAUUUAAAUAAACAAUCAGGUGUACGCGUCGAGAACGAAUUCACGUUAACACGAUCGGAAAUUUAUCGUAUUUAAAAGUUCAUCGACGCUAGCAAUCCUCAUUUCCGAAAGAUACUGGACAUUAAUGACAGGAACACUUGAUUGUACGUGCGUCGCACGGUGAUUCAAUGUCGGCCAUCCUCGACACGUGUGGAAAUGACGCCGGUUCUCCCUCGAUAUCGAAAGCGGAAGAUAACUUGUCGAACAGCGAUGGCCCACUAAUCAAAAGCUGUGUUCGUCGAUAUAGUUGCAACAGCGUUCGUACAAGUUCCGAAAACGUUAACCGAAUAUCGAUCAUCUCGCCUCGCACGAUGUCAACAUCCAAUGAAUUGUCAACGAAACACCGCUACUGUCUGUGGGCCGUAACGUUUAUUUUAACGAUGACCAGCCUAUGCAAUCUUUUUCUCAACAUCACGCUGAUCGCUGUGUUACGGAUCAGUCAGGGAAUGGAAGCCAUGGAAGUGAUACCUGAUGAGAAUCUCGUGAAGUUUUAUGGAAAAACCGACUUGGACAGGGUAUGCUUGCAAUCAGGAGUUUGUCAGAGUUACGGCGACGAACCGAUGGAAAUUUCUGGCGACGAGGCAGGUGUGCAAAUAGACGUGAACAGUCGUCGAUCGCAGGAGGAAAAGCGCGCAAAAGUGACAAUUCUACCAAAUGGCACCACUAUGUCUCUGGUAGAAUCCUUCGAGAUCAAAGAUCCGAGAACUGGCGUCACAUACUUCACCACCGAUUUCCCGAAUUUUGGUUUACCAGCUGGUGUAGAAAAGAUAGAUGUUAAAAUAGCGGAGACUCACAGGAUCACAUCGCCUGUUAACGAGAAUUUAACCGUGAACUCUGACGAUCAGAUCUCCAUACACGGCGCAGAAGGCGUGACCAUGGAAAGCAAAGAUAUCAUUUGGAGCGCGGACGCCGAUAUAUUUUUAAAGAGCGUCAAUGGAAACAUCGUUCUCGAUGCCAAAGACGGAGUUACUAUAGACGUUGAGAAUAUACCCGUGGCACCGAUGUUCCUGCAAAAUCCAGCUAAUCACGAGCAGUACAAAGUUUGCAUCUGCAUGCCACAGGGGAAACUGUUCAGAGUACCGGAUCGUGCGGGCGCGAACAGUCGAUCGGUGAACUGUGCUCGCGUUAACAGAACUCCAGAAAACGAUCCCUGCUCGCGAUAGAAUCGCAAGAAUGUUGCGACUGUAUCAUUUAACCCAGCACUGCCAAUAGAUCCGCAGACUAAUCUGCAAUGCAGGAUAAAAAUUUGCCUAACACCGAAUAUAUUCGGUUUACUAUUGUAUAAAUUAUUAUAUACUUGCAAAGCAUCGAGAAAUAUAAAUUCUGCGAAGCAGGGACUGGAAGCAUGUUUUCUACAAGUAUUUAUGUAGACAUAAUUUAGUUUUUAUUUCAGAUAUAAAGUCCAUUUGAACCGCGACUCGCAAUCCUGUGAAAUUCACGUACAGUACCACAUUCAAUUACGUUAACUAAAUGCGUCGGCGCUAAUUACGUUAUGGUUAAGAAAAGAACCAUGCAUCAAUAAAUUCAUAUGCAAUAC
Molecule: messenger RNA, 1888 nt
Organism: Hylaeus anthracinus
Lineage: Eukaryota; Metazoa; Arthropoda; Insecta; Hymenoptera; Colletidae
Gene: Scgbeta
Exons: 4
Coding region: 480-1514 (344 amino acids)
Biological process (GO): muscle organ development
Cellular component (GO): sarcolemma; sarcoglycan complex
Source: RefSeq, a predicted model, not a curated record